AUGGCCGCAAGAGUUUCUGGAUCGGGAUACGACGUGAUCGUUGUUGGUGGUGGUCCCAUUGGAUUAUCCGCUGCGUACCACUGCGCUGUAAAAGAGGGAAAAAAAGUAAUGGUCAUCGAACAGUACAAUUUUGGAAACACACAUGGAUCAAGCCCUGGCUUUGGUCGCCAAUUUCGUAUUUGCUACUCUGAGCUCUAUCUUUGCAAACUAGCUAUAGAGUCAAGUAAAGAAUGGGACGAACUCAUGAAAGACUUGAAUGACAACUCCCUUUUGGAAAGAACGGGCUGCCUUUGGUUUGGCGAUGCUACGGUCAAAAGCAGUGAAGGCAACAUUGACGAGGCUGUAAAAAACCUCAAGAUGCUAAGUCAACCAUACGAUUUGCUUGAAGGUAAAGAACAAAUUCAGAGCGAUGAGCGGUUUUCUUUUAUAUCGGACGCGGUUAACGAUAUGGAGAACCCAAAAGCUUUGUUUGUUAAAGAUGGAGGCCCAAUAAAUGUACCUGGCCUUAUUGAAGGACUUAACAGGAUGUUGAAAUCUUCAGGCAAUGCUGAUCUAAUCGAAAAUGCCUUUGUCAAGUGCAUUGAUUAUAGUCUGGAUGAUGAGGUUAGAGUGUGGAUUGGUCAGCAGCCACAGUACAUCCGCACUAAGAAAGUGAUCUUGACGCCUGGCACCUAUGUUAACCACGUCCUAUCAUCUCUUACGCCAACAUUAAAGGAGAGGAUAAACCUCACAAUCUAUCUAUGGAGCUCCAUCUAUUUCAAGAGCAAGGCGGUAUCACGAACUCUUUCCUCGGUGUCAGGUUCAUCGAAUAAAUGGCCUAUCUGGUAUUUCUUUGGUCAUCCGAAAGAGAACGAUUUAAACUGCUACUACGGUUUCCCAAGCGAAACAAAGCGGCCAAAUUACGCAAGAGUUGCUCCCGCAUUCACAUCAAAUGAGCGCUUUGACUUCCACCUUUAUCCUCCAGACGCUUGCAGCCGACCACUUGAUAAAGAUGCCCUUCAAUUCACCAGUGACUUUGUGAAGAAAUCAAUGCCUAGUCUGGAUCCCAAACUAACAAAUGAUGAGCCAUCAACAUGCGUCGCAGGCUUUGCUGAAUCCUGUAAGGAAGACGACAAUGGUGUCGGUUUUGUUCUGGAUUUUCUACCAGGAGAAAACAUUAAUGACCGCAUCGUCGUCUUUACUGGUGGAUGGGCUAUGAAGUUUGUUCCUGUCAUAGGAAAAAUACUUAAAGAUUUGGCGAUUAGAGGGAAAACAACGCCACUAUACAGCCAACUCAUUAAGCCAAUGCGUAUCGACCGAGGUGUUCUUUUGACAGAGAAUGCUAUCGCCAAUAUUAAAUCUCAGCAGCCAGUUAAAGGUAACAACUUGCAGAGAGCUGCCAUAUUUAACAAGAUUUGGUUGGCAGGCCCUCCUUAG
This is a messenger RNA of Porites lobata, 1416 nucleotides long. Lineage: Eukaryota; Metazoa; Cnidaria; Anthozoa; Scleractinia; Poritidae. The record is from the annotation of a GenBank genome assembly.